This is a messenger RNA of Cyprinus carpio (common carp), 7373 nucleotides long. Its product is annotated as chromatin remodeling regulator CECR2-like. NCBI's taxonomy places the organism in Eukaryota, Metazoa, Chordata, Actinopteri, Cypriniformes, Cyprinidae. Gene Ontology annotation, molecular function: protein binding. Gene Ontology annotation, biological process: chromatin remodeling. Gene Ontology annotation, cellular component: CERF complex. The record is from RefSeq and is a predicted model, not a curated record.
CGCGGAUUGAAACAGAUUGAACGACUCCACGGGUCGCGAUGGCUACUCUACCGCAAGGACAGCAAGUUUUGCAGUUUAGUUAAACAAGUUCUAUGUGAGGAACACGACGGACGGAAUCGUCUAAGCCACACUUUUUUAAUGUGAGACACUCGUUGGAUAACAGAAAAAUGUCCCAGGGAUGUAUAACUUCUGUGGAGGAGAUCCAGUCUUGGUGGGAAGUCCCCGCUGUAGCGCACUUCUGCUCUCUCUUCAGGACGGCGUUCAAUUUACCAGACUUUGAAAUCGAGGAACUUGAGCAAGCACUACUGAAACAAGACCUAGACUUCCUCUCAGACCUCCUCUGCUCCCUGCUAAAAGGAUGUUACCAGCGCAGAGACAUCACGAUUCAGUCCUUUAGCAGCUACCUGCAAGACAUUAUCAGUUACCGCUGGGAACUGGAAGAAGGGAAGGCCAAUCCACUGAAGGAGCACCCAUUUGAAGAGCUGCCACCACGCACACAGGUGGAAGUCUUGCACAGACUCUGUGACUAUCGUCUUGAUGCUGCUGAUGUCUUUGACCGGCUCAAGGGCCUGGAUUCAGACAGUUUACGUGUUGAGCCUCUGGGCCAGGAUGGGAAUGGGGCCUGCUAUUGGUACUUUUAUGGUACACGGCUGUACAAAGAGGAGCCAGUCGAAGCAGUGUCUCCCCAAUACAGUGAUAGUUACGACAAAGUGACAGAAAAGAAAAGAAGAUGGAGGCCACCAAAGAAAUCUGAAGAUAGACUGGCCAUGGAGGAGGAGGGGGAAGACUCUGUGAAGGAAGAGGAUGAAAGUAUUGAGGAGCCCAAGCCUGCAAUAGAGCGUGAGCGUGGAGCCUGGUCUCUGGUGUGUAACUCAGAGGAGCAGUGGGUCAAUCUGGCCGAAAGUAUUAAGGACAAAAUCUCUCCUCAGGACCGGCACCUGUACCGUAUCAUCACUCAAAACUUCCUGCCUGAGAUCAGUAACAUGAUUGAACAAAAGGAGAAAGAGAUGAAGCAUAAACUACUGAAUCCGCCCAAGGAACACAACAGCCAUCACAACACUGAACAAAAUGGCAGCAAAGAGAAUGGGACACAAGCCACAUCUGAGGUGGACAAGCAUAGGGAGGAGGACCUGGAAAGGCAAGUCCUGCUCGCUGAACAACGGAAAGAAGAAGAAAGACUGCUUCAGGAAGAACGGGAGAGAGAGGAACAGGAGCGAGUCAAAGCUGUCGAGGAACGUGCACGUAGAAGGAAGCAGCGAGAGGAGAAGGCCUGGCUGCUCUCUCAAGGAAAAGAACUUCCCCCUGAGCUGCUGAAUAUGGAGACUCACUCUAGUCGCCGAGCACGUCGCACCAAAGAGCUUUAUGACAUAGACGAUGAUUACACUGCUCUCUACAAAGUGUUGGAGGCCCUCAAAGCUCACAAAGAUGCCUGGCCUUUCAUGGAGCCUGUUGAUGAGUCUUAUGCCCCCAACUAUCAUGAAAUCAUACAGACUCCAAUGGACCUGUCCACCAUUGAAAGAAAGCUGAAUGAUGGGGAGUACAUGGCUAAGGAUGAGUUUGUGGCCGAUGUAAAGCUUAUGUUUGAGAACUGUCUGGAAUACAAUGGAGAAGAGAGUGAAUAUGAUGGUAUUAUAAUGUCUGAGUCCUUGGAACGCUGCUUAACAUAACCGAACGGCCCUUUGAACUGAAUUGUGGCAUCUAAUCGCCCUGCUGAGGAUGGCGACACGGACAAUAAUGGAGUUUCACUUUAACCGGGCCCUACUGAAGCUGCUGAGGUGACGCAGUGGGACCGCAAGGAUAAGAAAAAGAGCAAAAGUCACAAAGAGUCGGGUCCUGAGAGCUUGAUCAGAGUCACUGAGCAAGUUCAAAAACGCAAAACGUCCAAUAGUGGAAAGGGAAAUUAUCAGCAACAAGAUAAACCCACAUAUACUUUACAACACCCUCCCCCACACUACAUCAACGGUCCCCCACAUCCUCAUAACAUCCACCCAGGACAGCAACAGUCUGGCAUGUUACAUCCCGUUCAACAGUUUCAACAACCUGCAGGACCAGGAAUGUAUGCUCAACGAAUGAUGAUUGACCCCCAAUAUCCAUAUCCUGGACAGAGACCCCUCAUGUCCAGGCCACCAGUGGAUCAUGGAACUCAGCAUAUACCUCACUACAGCAUGCAGGGUUCCCACAUAAAUGGUCCAAAUCUCGGUCCUAGAUACCCAAUUGGACUUGGUCAACCACUACAACAUCCACAUCAGCAAAAAUCUUAUCCUGGUCCUACUCAUGGUCCUUCUCUUGGCCCAAGGCCAAUGACCCUUCAGCCUGGAGGCCUCUGUGCCCCUCCACCUGAAGGCAACAUGUACCCUUCAUGGCAACAUCCAGAAAGGCAGUCCAUGCAGCCUGUGGGGAACCGGUAUCCCAGGCCAGGUAUUCCAAUGCAUAGUUCCUACCCUCCUUAUGGCCCCCAUAGCAUGAAUGUGCCCAGGAUGUGGCCACCCAUGAACAAUCAGGGGCAGCAGACACCUGGUGGACCUAUGAUGCAAGAACAGAGUGCAACUAGCCAACAUCCAUACAAUAACAACAUGAUCCAUCCUCCACACAGUACUGGUUAUGCAGUGACAGAUGGUCAAUAUAGAAUGCCCUCUGUCAGCUCCCAAAGUCCCAUUGGCCAAAGACAACCAGGGGCGCUUCAGGUAUUAAGGCCACAUUUGGCUUCCAUGCUUGAUAGUCCAGAGAUGAUUGCCCUCCAGCAGCUCUCUGCCUCAUCUUCUCAACAGGAUGAGACUUUUCAGCCCACCCCAGAAUGUGGUGGUAAUGCUUUGGCUUCUGCUGCUUUGUCUUCUCCUGAAAACCAGUUCAUCAGGCCUUCUAUAGAUGGUGCUACAGACAUCCAGCACACUCCCAUAUCCCCCAAAGGUUCAAGUCCAAAAUCUGGUGAUAAACAAUCAACUGGAGAAAAUGCCUUGACUGAAGCUGACAUGCGUUCUCAUCCUAAUCCAACAGAAAAAUCUGAGCAACCACUUCUAGGAACAGCUCCAGCAUCAGUGUCCGAUUCAAGCACAGAAGAUCCCAGUCAGAAUGAAGAGAAACAUAGACUGUCAAAUCUAGAGAAAAUACACAACAGUGACCACCCAAAUUCUCAAACCCAACCAGGUCGCCCACAGCAAAAAUCUGUGAAUGACUCUUCAUUACCCCUAAAUGGUCCUCAGCCAAUGCCUCAUAAAUCCCCAGAUGAAAUCCCCCAGUAUCCCUCUCAACAAAUCCAUAAUAACGUUCCACCACAGUUUAUUCAGAAUGGUUCUCAACGACAGUCUCAGAAUGUUCCUUCACAUAUUCUGCAGAAUCUUUCUCAACAGAUGCAACAAAAUGAAUCUCAUCAGUAUCCUCAGAACAGCUCACAGCAAAUACCACACAAUGGACCAGUCAGAGGGCCACAGGUGGGACCUCUUCAUGGAAUGCCACAGAUUCCACCUCAGGGGGGUCAGCCCGGUGUUCAUCAGCCUGCUACCCUUAGCUCUCUACCUCCUAGCCACCCUGUAUCGCAUCCACUUGCUCAACCCUCUCCAGCUGAUCAGGGAGACCAAAGACCUUGUGAGCCUACCAGCAGGAAAGUGUCAGGUGGGAGUACAGCCUCCAAGGAUAGCAGCAAUGCUGACAUGAGGAAUGAUCAUGCCAAUGGACUUUACAAAUCACAGCCCUUCAGUCCAGAGUCACAAACCCAACUAGGAAGGCAGGAGCUAGCACCUCUUCACAAUCAGGCUCUUCCAAUACACACUCAGGGUCCAGAGAGUAACAUUGUGACCCAAUACGGUGCAACUGAGCCAGUACAUCAACACUUUGGCCCACAGAUGGGUGGAGCAUUAAACCCGCCAAAUCACCAGCCUUACCCAAACCAGGGACCACUAUCACAGGGAAAUAACCCUCAUCAAAAUCCUGUACACUAUCCUGCUUAUCACCAGCAAGGUGUUUCAUACCAGUAUCGCAUGGCCACACAGCAUCCUCAAGGCCAAUCCAGCAUGUAUCCUCAGUUCCAGCAGCAGCAGUUCUAUCAGCACCCCCGACAUGGCCGACCUGGAUUUCCAUCUGAGGAGUGGCCUAGACCUCUGUAUCACCCUCAGCACCCAAUGAUGCCCAAUUCUUACCCAUCACCAUCCACUGGUAGUUUUAAUGGCCGACACAAGGACAAUAGCGUGUCUCCACAUGGCUCUGAUCGAUCUGCUGGAAGUUUAAUGUCACCUAUUCCUUUACCUGAUGGGUCCCAUAGCAGUGCAUUGGAAAACAGAGAGGAUGGCAGCCCUGCCAAGCAGGCAAGGACUGAAGAGCCUUCUGAACGGUCUGAGAGCCCAAAGGAGAUCUUGGACCUGGAUAGCCACAAUGCUACAGCCCGACAUCGUACUUCAGCUCAGCCACAUCCCAGUUUCCCAUAUGAGUCACGAGGCAUGCAUCCCAGCAUGCAGCAGUUUCCCAGUGGACAUUUUGCACCACAGCAUCCUCAUCCACAUUUGAUGGAAGCUUUACAGAGACCCCAGCACCUGCCUUUCUCUCCAGGCCAAACUCGCAUGGCUAUGUACAGGCAUCCAAAUGUUGCAGGGCACUUCCAGGGAAUGAUGGUUGCUCAAAGAGCAGUGGUUGCAGAACACUUAUUUCACACUGGGCACCAGAUGUUGAGUACAGCAUCUCCCAAUGGCCCAGGUAAUAAACAAGGAGUAUGAAAAGUAGGAUUUCACAGACAUGCUCCACUACCCACCUAGAAGACUUUAAGACACUGAUAACCAGUCCUUGUCUGGACUAGGCACUCGCAGUCAGUGUGGAGGGAAAGGAAUAACUUGCAGUACCAAGAAGUGGGACCACUGACCAAGGAAGAGCUGUGAAUCUUCAGUCCUGUUUAUUGUUCCAUAAUAUUGGUCUACAGCUUUUCUUCUCAGCCUGGAAUGUCUCUUUGGCCUUAUUCCCUACAAAGGAACAAUAUAUCCAGUCUCCUUUGCAUGGGCUGUUACUUAGGAAGUAAAUAAACAAUUUUUUUCCCAGUCCAUGAGAAUAGCAAGAUAUGAUUUACCAGUUUGUGUUCUGGUUCAAAGUUAAACUCAGGUGUAGUAAAGAAGGUACUGAGGCUACUAGAGCUUUUUCCAAGCUCUGUGGACAAACUAAACUCGGUUACCUUCAUGUACUUGUUGAAUGUUCUGUUGGAAGAUUUUAGAUGUAGUCGUAGUAGUAACUCAACUUAAGGAAUAAAAGAUUAAUCUUCUGCUCCAAUACGAAACACCACACUUGGAGUGUUUUAAUGAGGUGAUGCUCAUCUCAACUAAAACACAGUAUCAGCUUGAUUUCUGGUGAUGUGCAUUCUUUUAAUGCAGCCUCAAUUUAAAGAUUGUCUUUGAUUUUCUUAGACUGGCAGAGAACUUGGCUUCUCUAUUUAUGCACUAGGAAUAGUCUUUCAUACUGGAAUUAGUGGCCUUGGGCAUAAAUUAGAUGUGUGCUCCUUUGUAUGGGACUAAAUUCUAACUUUUCACUUGUUGUCUUGUUCCAUACUGAUGUGUCCUGCUAGUUUAUGUGUGCACAGAAUGAACUAGAUUUCAGAUACUGAGGUAGUCAUCUUUCACCUCUUAAUAUCUACAAAGUCUUCUAGUAAUCCACGGCUUUUGGGAUUCCUUGAAGGCUGGUUUAUUGUUGUCACCCAAUAUCAUUCAUCACUGGCCAUCAAUCUUAAAAUGUUUUUUUUUUUUUUACAUAUUGGAUUGUAAAUUGAAUUUUUGUCACAAUUGACAACCAGCUGGAGUCGCAAUACUAAAAAUGCAUUAGAUGAGAGAAUAUAUAUCAGCCUUAAAACUGACUUGUAAAAGUACAAUUUUUGCUCCUUUUAUCAAAUGGGAGAAAUGUGGAUGUGCUCAUAUUUUACAUGAAUGCUUCCUCUUUUAAUUUAAUGUUCUGAAUAUGUCCUCAGGGUGUAGAGGUUUUUAUACGGGUAUUGUCAAUAGAAUAUUCAUUGAAAAAAAUGCCAUGAAAUGUCACUGGAACUGUGGUUAACUUAAAUUAAUCUGUGAUCUUCAGUAUAGACACAGGAACCAGGUAAGCAGUACUUGGGGUUAAUGGCAUCUGUCACACUGUUCUUUGAAUUACUCUAAUAUUUGUUUUAAAUGGAUGUUUUUUUUUUUUUUUUUUUUUUUUAAUUGGGGAAGGAAAGAUGGACUUGCUUUGUUCAUUUUAAUUGCUUCUACUAUUGUCUUGCACUAAAUGAAUUGCUUUGAAUAUCUGUUUGUUUUUUUAUGUGUCCUCUUGGUCUUGUCGACAAACCAUUAAAAAGAAACCACAAUUUGUGAGAAUAUGGCAGAAAGAAUAUCUACCUCAUAAUGCCAGAAUGUGGCACAUUGUCCAAUCCAAUCUUUUUUUUUUUGUCACUUGUUUAUAUACUUCAAAAUCCUUUUUCAUGAUUUACAGCUUGAUCUGUACAUCAACACUAUAUAUAGCCUUAAUAUGUUCACUUGCAACACCGAACGGUAAUUAUUAAUUUAUCAGUGCCAAGUUUGAACAUGAUUAAAAUAUCUGCAUUCCACUUUUUUUAUUGUUGGUGUUUAAGUGGUGUAUCAACCAUAAGUAAAAUGAAGGCAACAUUCCAAGUUUAAAAUUUUGCCCUCAUUGUGCCAUUUUGUGGAAUCCACACAUUGAAGUGGAGAUAAGGUUGUACACCUCGUACGAAGGAUUUGACAGUGAUUUUUGUGGUACACGGAGAUAAUUUUCCCAGAAACCUAUGAUGGUGCAAAAUGUUGUACAGUAAUAUUUUAGUAUUUUUGUGGACAUGUGAACAGUUUAUAUGUAUUUUAUGAACUAGGGAUAUGGAAAUACUAGCAGCUGUGAGAUGACAUGGACAUUGUCCACCAUUUUGUACCAGUCUUUGCUAAUAAGUGAAGAUGUAUCACUUUAGCAGUCUGUCAGAGGACUGUCCUACUCCACUGUUAAUAUGUUAAGGAAUUUAGUUGUAAUGGACUACAGGAAUGUGUGGGUUUUGCUGUGUACAGGUGUUUUUUAUUUUAUUUUCUUUCACUUAUUGCUGGGUACUGGGUAACAGAUCUGUAUCUCUUGAAAUCCACCCUUCAACGUCUCUGCUGUCAUCUAUUCUAUCUGUACUAGUUAAGAAACUAGUUAGUUAAAUGUGAAUCAUAUUUAUUUGCUCUUGGGAUUUGUACACUUUUGUCUUUUUUUAAUAUAAAUGUGUCCUCAUGUUUGUUUUGAAACUGUUCACUUUAAUGAAGAUGGCAUCCAAAACGACACCUGUAACUUUUAUUAUGUAAAGUUUACAAGUUCUUACCUGACUGACGAAUUAUUUUGGAAAUGGACCGAAGUAUUUUCUAUACUGUACAUUUCUUAGAAUAAAUUACGUUUCAUUA